AUGAAUAAUAAACACCUCAACUAUAUCCCUGAUCUGGUGGCAGAACUUAAUAGGAAUCCUAUGGUUAACUCGUACCAAGGCGAGCCUUCCAAUCCUUCGUCACAACAACAAAAACGGCAAAACAGCUUGUCAAAUUACGUGACAAAUAAUUCGAAUAAAAGGACAUCAAACCCUCUACAGAUGUCCAUGCCUACACAAAACACACAAGAUUUCAACUUCCCACAAUCAUCCAUAAAUAAUAAUACAACAUCAGGGAGUGUUAAUGCGCCCGGUGUUUCAUCGCAGAGACUUAGUAAUAAUCCAAUGAUUCGUAAUAAUGUGAGAAGAAGUUUGAUGCAGCACCAAAAAGGCCAAUAUAAUGGACAUCCAGUGACUACAGGGACAAUGAAAACACCGACUCCUUCGGCAUAUGAUGUUCCGUCAAGCCCAAAUAUUAACCCUAUGUCGAGUAUUUCUGCUAACAAUAAUUCUGAUCUGUCUGAUUCAAAUGCAUUAGAUCAAAAUCAGCAACAUAAAUCACAAGCUCGGCUUCUUCAGGCACAUACAGAGCAUAUGCAAUCAUCAGACUUUUCGUCUGGAAGCAAGGAAAUGUCCUCACUGAUGAAUCCGAUAACACAAGGGCAGCAGUCUUCACAACAAGAAACUCUCCAUGAAGUUUCGCCGCCAGAACAGCAACAAAAUCAUCAGCAGCAUUUUCAACGUACGAUGUCUGAUGAAGAACAACAGUUGGCCUCAAAGCUCAAAGAUACGUACAAGAAUAUCGUAAAUUUCGAAGAAGUGGUUCAGAAGAAUUGCAUAGAGAUAUCUAUUAAAAUAAAUACUACGGCAAGUAGUAGUAUACAAAGUUAUCGUGAUUCUCCCAUGGUUAAUCCACAAUUGUCAUCUUCGGUUAAUUCAUCAUCGUCUGUGUCAUCAUCAUCUAAAGCAUCCGAAUUACUGAAUGAUCUUUGGACUGUUUAUCAUCAUAAUAUAACAUUAUUAGAUAAUUAUUAUGAUUUUUUGGUUACUGCGUUAAAGCCAACCUCUAAUCAGACACAGUUCAAAACUGGUAAGAAUAUAGUCGAUUUAUAUAAGAUUCCAAGACGCAUGUGGGUUUACGGUAUUGUUGGAUUUUUAGAAGUAUUAAAGAAUAUCAUGAGCAUUUUCCAAGACCAUGAGAUUUGUCUGUGCUUUAUAGCGUAUUGCUUUAAUAUUAUUUCAAACUUAACUGACCCGGUAUUAGAAAUGGAGGGAUGGUGGUCCGAAAAGUUGGGGGAUUUAUCACGAAUGGCGAUAGCAUUGUAUUCCUCUAGAUUUAUUGAUUGGAAAAUCAGUGCUGAAUACUGGUAUUCUGUUGCGAUGAAGACAUUAUAUGGACACGGCAAAAUAUAUUAUCAUAUGUGUACAGUUCAACAAGAUAAUUUAGAUGCAUUGGUAAAUAUUGGUAAGUCGGUAGUAUGUCGUGAUCCAUUUGUUCCAACUCAACAAUACCUUAGGUUAGUCGUGGAGAAUAUUUGUACGCAAAGAAAUAUUCUAUCAUUAUUGGAAUUACCUACUAUUGACUUCAUCAAAAUUCAUAAAGUUUUAUUAAGUAUUCAUACAAACUAUAGUAAUUCGGAGAAUAUAUCGGGUAAUGCAGAUAAUAUUCAUGAUACACAAUUACAGUAUGGCAUCGACUUAGUAACCCGCUAUGGUUUAACAUUUGGAUCUGAUUCUAAUGGAUAUAAUUUUUUUACUGGAGAAAUAUAUACUCCUCAUGGAACGACUUCAAUGAAUGAUCCUCACCAUCCGUACUAUUUGCAACAACAACAGCAAGCUGGAGCUACAAAUUCAGUUGAAAAAAUGAAUUUUUGGUUUAAUAAGGGCUCCUUAUUUGCAAUUGCGAAUAUUAAUCAUUUAAUAGGAUUUGGUGAUGCCAAAAAUCCUUUUGCUAAAAUAUUUCAGUUACCAGAAGUUUUGAAAGAAAGAAAGGAUAAAAAGGACCGGAAAAGGAAAUCGAGGGGAUCGCAAUCUCAUAUUGAUGAGUCAAUUAAUGCAGCCGCUAUUUCGAGUGGCGUUGACGGUCAAACUAUCACUGCAUCUGACCUAUCGGCAGAUAAUUGGUUCUACUGUUUAAAGUUUAUAAACAAGUCGGUCCUUGAAUUAUCUGUUCGUAUAUUGAACCAUUACUUAAUAGGACCGAAACAAACAUCGACAUGUCAUGUUCUAGUAUGGUUGUACUUUUUAAUUUCUAUUGGCGAAGCAACGAAUAAGUUUCCGAAUUCAAAACCUAUGUUUAUGUGGGUAUUCCGUAAAUUAUUCCCAUGGGAAUCGAUUCUCAAUUAUCUCAAUUCAUUACUUUCAGUUACGAAGAAUAAUUCUAAAUUAAAUGAGUUGUGUCGUUUUUACCUUCUAAAUCAUCCAAAUUAUGUGGACUAUUUUAACAACAAUGAAUUUUUACCAGAAGUGUGGAAAUGUUGGGGGACUGUGUGGUUUGAUUUCAUAUCGACAAAAAAUGAUUAUAACGAUAUAAGCCUGGCAGGAGUUCAGAAUUAUAAUUUGUUUGAUUUACCAAUUUGCGGAACGUCCCCUGUAAUCGAUCUGAUCCAUAAUUAUGAGCAAAAGACAAGACUGCAACUGGAAUUUGAUAAUGAUGAAAGAAUCGUCCGUAUUCUUUUACUUGGUCGCUUCAUCGCAGAUAAUUAUGAUUUUGGACUAAUUAGAUCCGACGAUGGAUUCAAGUUCGACGAGGAAAUCUACUUGAAUGUUGAUGUUUUCGAUUCAUCCACACGAGAAUCGGGUGCGUAUGCUUACAUUGAGGAAUUUUUAUUAAGUGACAAGCGUUUCGUUCAGAAUAAUUUCUUACAACAAAUCAGUCCAGAAAAUUUGGUGAAUAGUUCAACCUUCGAAAAUAUUAGUGCAUUAGAAAGAGAUGAUCUUUGGUUUAAUCUAUCGGAACUGAAUUCCUCGGGUGAUGCAGUCAGCCAUCAAUUACAUUAUGAUGAUAUUGACAAUGAAAAUGACCUGGAGAAUUAUGGGAAUUCUAAAUUUAAUGAUUCUCAAAUAGAUUAUGAUUCGAAUUUAAAUCGAUAUCAGCAACUAGAUGACCAGGUCUUCCAACAUGCAAGGCAAAUGAAUGUGGGUGAUGACUUGUAUAAUGAGAUUUUCAUGAAUAAUUCUGAAAGGUUACCAACCAGAGGUGGCAGAUUAUCAGUCGAAGGUGAUCUUGGAGAUGGUAUAGAUAGUAACCUCACAUACAUUACAUUAGACACGAAUAUUUGGUUAAAACAUUGCGGGAGAGUAUUUAAAUGUGUUCGGAAUAGUGUUUUAAAAGUUCUGAUUCCAUUAAUCGUCUUUCAGGAAUUGAGGUCUCUACGCAAAUCUGCGGAAGCGACAAUUGCCGAUGCAGCAACUAGGUCAGUUAUUAUUAUCAGAGAAUUGUACUUCACUGGAGAAAUUUUGCCAUUAAGAUUCGACGGCUCUGUUGCUUCGGAUAUUAACGAAACUACAGAAUUUGAGAAUAAUUCUAACUGGAGAACAAAUGUUGAAGAAACCAUAUUAAUUUCAGUCAAUAAGCAUGAUGAAAUGAGCAAGAAACUAAUGAAAGGUUUAAAUCUGACUGUGAACGGUCCAUCCAUCGAAACGGUUGUGUUGGACACAACCGCAUCUAAAGCAUUUAAUUAUUGUAUUCUAAUCACUGAUGAUAGAAACAUGAGAUUAAGAGCGAAAGCCAUAGGGUUAACAAGCUUUCAGAGCAAAUGGCUUUUCUGCCAACUAGAAGAUAUUUUUCCCUAUAAAUGUAUUGAUUGA
Messenger RNA from Debaryomyces tyrocola, 3768 nucleotides. The record is from the annotation of a GenBank genome assembly. Lineage: Eukaryota; Fungi; Ascomycota; Pichiomycetes; Serinales; Debaryomycetaceae.